AUGGCGAUCACUGGAAGCAAAACAAAGACUGGAUACUCAUCGAGUCAAAUAACCAUUCCGUCAAGCACUCCAACGACCAUCCAUCAGCACAAGGCUGAUAUUGCGAGAGCAUCUAAAAGAGCCAACGCGGUGUCUUCCCCCAUACUGCAAUAUCUCAACAUUACACACAAUAAAGAUGUUUGGGAUAAUUUACAUAAGUACAAAUUCUCAAUGGACACCGACAACUGUAAGGGAAUGGGCCCCGUAGUGGUGAUAGUACAUACGGCCAUGUAUAAUGCACAGAAACGACAAAACAUUAGGAAAGACACAAGUGGCAGUGAACCAUUAUUGACUGUUGUUUUUUUAGUGGGAGAAACUAACAACGCAUCAUUACAGGCAGAAGUUGAACGGGAAUCGCAGAAGUAUCAAGACAUUGUACAGGGGAAUUUCAUAGAUUCUUAUCACAACCUGACCCACAAGCACAUCAUGGGUUACCACUGGGUUAUCACUCAUUGUAAAAAUGUGCGCUAUGUUAUCAAGAUUGACGAUGAUGUCGUUGUUCACGUUAACAACGUGUUGAGGUACCUGUUGUUGAAUGCUUUCCCCGAGGAACAUAUUAUGUGCCUCGUUGAGAAGUGGAGCAAGAAGAAAACAGCCGGAAAGUGGGCCAUUUCUGAACAGGAAUACCCCUUCAUCAGGUACCCCCGAUAUUGUGCUGGAUUUGCAUACAUAACAACAUUGUCAGUUAUCAAGAGACUAUACGCGGCUUCAACUGACAUCAAGUCAAUAUGGAUCGAUGACGUUUAUGCUACCGGGCUUCUAGCACUUGCAUCCAACACCAAACUGAUAGGGUUCCCCAGUGGACAAUACUACAACGGGAUGAGAAAGCCACCCGCGAGAUAUAAAACAGAAGGGAUGUUUGUAUUGUACCGUGAUUAAGAGCACAUUAUGGAGCAUAAGAAGAAGUACACGGAGGGGGAUGUCGAUCUACAGUCGCUGCUGUUGUUAUGAGGAGCGUUAUGUUCGGAACUGGGAGGUGUCUGUGAUGCUGCUAGCAUAAGGGGAAUUAUCAACUUAAGGGGGUGUCAAUCUGCAGGUGAUACUGCUAGUAUAAUGGGAAUUAUGGACACAAGGAGGCAUGUCUGUCUGUGUGUUGGGUGUCGAUCUACAGCGAUGUUGCUUGGAUAAAGGGUUAUACCGAAAACGGGACAUGUCAAUCUCGUCCACACAAUCAUUUCUGAUUUAAUCAUGCAUUUUAUUUGUAGCAAACAUCUUUAGCAUGAGCAUGUCUGCAAUAUACAGAUGUAUUCCAUUUAUUAAGGACAAGCGUGAUCUGCGGGAUCAUUAUCAAUAUGAUGUAGAUCGUUUUGACUGGUAUACUGUUAA
Messenger RNA from Haliotis rubra (blacklip abalone), 1365 nucleotides. Its product is annotated as UDP-GalNAc:beta-1,3-N-acetylgalactosaminyltransferase 1-like. The coding region runs from base 1 to 918 and encodes 305 amino acids. The record is from RefSeq and is a predicted model, not a curated record. NCBI's taxonomy places the organism in Eukaryota, Metazoa, Mollusca, Gastropoda, Lepetellida, Haliotidae. Gene Ontology annotation, molecular function: hexosyltransferase activity. Gene Ontology annotation, cellular component: membrane. The transcript has a single exon.